Xyrauchen texanus (razorback sucker) is the source of this 1480-nucleotide messenger RNA. It is a transcript of the gene irf4b, whose product is annotated as interferon regulatory factor 4b. Lineage: Eukaryota; Metazoa; Chordata; Actinopteri; Cypriniformes; Catostomidae. The transcript is spliced from 9 exons. Bases 170 to 1468 code for a protein of 432 amino acids. Gene Ontology annotation, molecular function: DNA-binding transcription factor activity, RNA polymerase II-specific; protein binding; RNA polymerase II cis-regulatory region sequence-specific DNA binding. The record is from RefSeq and is a predicted model, not a curated record. Gene Ontology annotation, cellular component: nucleus. Gene Ontology annotation, biological process: immune system process; regulation of transcription by RNA polymerase II.
GUGCUCGUGGCAGGUGCGUGGAAUCUUGUGUUUGUCUGGUGAACGCUCCGCCCCUGUCAAUGCAAACGAUUUAAGAAAAGUCGCGGUCGAAAGCUGAACUACGUUACUGACAAAUUCCAAAACUCGAAAGAACUGAAAGAGGGCAGAACGCGCUUCAUUACUUUCUGCAAUGUGUUCAGAUGAAGAGCGCACGAUGACGGGGGGCUCCGGUAACGGAAAGUUGCGUCAGUGGCUGAUCGAGCAGGUGGACACUGGAAAAUACCCUGGACUGGUGUGGGAGAACGAGGAGAAAAGUAUCUUUAGGAUUCCGUGGAAGCACGCGGGCAAGCAGGACUACAACAGGGAUGAGGAUGCUGCGCUCUUCAAGGGUUGGGCGCUGUUCAAAGGCAAGCAUCGGGAGGGCAUCGACAAACCUGACCCGCCAACGUGGAAAACGCGACUUCGGUGCGCUCUCAACAAAAGCAAUGACUUCGAAGAGCUCGUGGAGCGCAGUCAGCUAGAUAUAUCGGAUCCUUACAAAGUGUAUAGGAUCGUUCCGGAGGGAUCCAAAAAAGGACCCAAAUCUCAAGAAGAUUCACAGUCCAAUUCAAGUUCGCCCAACUAUCCGAUACAUCCACCUUAUGCACCAGCACCUUCUCAGGUGUGCAACUACAUUUCUCCAGCAGAGAGAGGAUGGAGGGAUUACCCCUCUCUGUCUGAGAUCCCUUACAGCCAGAGCCCCUACACUUCACGCUGGGACCCUGGGUACCAAUUCAGUGGCUCCUUUUACAGUUGUACAGCAUCAGAUCCACAGCCCUCUCCCUUCUCCCUGGACUCCAGCAUGAGAUCUGCUGAGGCUGUGGCCCUUUCAGAUUACCGCUUACAUGUGGUGGUGUUUUACCGGGAUGCUCUGGUUCGAGAGGUAACAGUGAGUAGCCCAGAGGGUUGUCAGCUGGGCCCUACCAGAGAGGGACAGGCCUACGCUUCGCCUGGGGCCCCAGAACUGGUUGAACUCCCUCAGGCUGAAGGGGCAUCUCUGGAGCGUGGCGUUAUGCUUUGGAUGGCCCCGGACGGGUUGUAUGCCCGCCGUCGCUGCCCCUGCAGGGUGUACUGGGAGGGAGCUCAUGCACCACCAACAGACAAACCCAACAAACUGGAGAGAGAGCAGACUUGCAAACUGCUGGACACUCAGCGUUUCAUAACAGAGUUGCAGAGUUACACCCUACAUGGUCGCCCUGCCCCGUGUUCCCAAGUGCUGCUGUUCUUUGAGGAGGAGAGCACUGAUGGAAGACCAAGAAGGACCUUCACAGUGCAGGUUGAACCACUCUUUGCUCACCAGCUUCUUUUCCUCACUCACCCGGGCAGCAUGAACUACAUACGCACUCAUGACCUUUCACACCUGCCGCCUGAACAUGCUCUCACCCCAAGCCAAGAUUUCCACAGAGUCCUUACGCACCACCGUAACAGCGGCCCUCAAAAUUUACCCUAAAUGGCAUUUCAC